AUGGACCCGUCCAUCACGCUGUGGCAGUUCCUGCUCCACCUGCUGGAGGACCAGCGGCAGCGUCACCUGAUCUCCUGGACAGGUGAGGACGGAGAGUUCAAGCUGCUGGACGCCGAGGAGGUCGCACGCCUGUGGGGGCUCCGCAAGAACAAGCACAACAUGAACUACGACAAGCUGAGCCGAGCGCUCAGGUACUACUACGACAAGAACAUCAUAAAGAAGGUGAGCGGUCAGAAGUUUGUGUAUAAGUUUGUCAGUCAGCCCGACCCCUCGCUGUCUGACGGUCUGCGUACAGGAGAGGACGCCCAGCGCAGGGAGACCGCCGACCCCAACAGCCAAUCGAAAGGCCUCGGGGGCGUGGCCUCAAACUGUCCGUCAAAGGGCUUACCCCAGCGUUCGUCACCCAGCGGCCCGCAGAAAAGCUCCCGAAACGACUACAUGAAGUCGGGCCUCUACUCCACCUUCACCAUCCAAUCCCUGCAGGCCUCACCCAACCCACGGCCAAUCAAAACAGAGCUGCUCAUACAGCAAGACUCCGCCCCCAAGGUCGAUCGCACGCCCAGAGAG
Molecule: messenger RNA, 567 nt
Organism: Plectropomus leopardus (leopard coralgrouper)
Lineage: Eukaryota; Metazoa; Chordata; Actinopteri; Perciformes; Serranidae
Source: RefSeq, a predicted model, not a curated record